AAACCUUCAUAAAAGAAACUCCACUAAACUUUUCAAUAUGUUAACUUUGGAGACGGGUUUUCAAAUUUUUGUUACCCAUUAUUUCAUUUCUUGCGUUUCUUUUUUUUGGGGGGGUCUGUUUAAUCCCUUCUUCUUUUAAUGUACGUGAUAUGUAUUGCAUCACUUAAACUUGGCUGGCUUCUGUUUCUAGGUUUUCGCGUCUCCUCCCACUAAUCCUGACCGAAUACAGAAGUUUGUUAUCACAGGGCGCUGUAGGAAAGGUAGCACAGCUUCAGCUUCGUUUAGAGAAGUAAUUGGAUUUUUUAAAACUAUUAUUGUUACUCUAAUCGCAUCCACACAGACACACAGUGCAGGGAUGGAUAUAUCGACAGAUCUGAGAUAAGUACAAGAAAUGACGUGUUGUAAACAAAAAAGUGGCAAUGGUACCGUUUCAACAGUAACCAGUGGACUUUUAAUUCAUGGCCAUUUUACUUUUGGAUUGCUAUAUGGCUUUCUCUGCUAAUCACUGAGAAAAUACAUUAUGGAAGGGGGGAAUGAUGUGGAUGUAUCUAACAGUAACAUCAUGCCUCUUUGGAAAAGAAGAUCUGCAAACUAUGCUGGCUCAAGAGAACCCAGUAAACCUAAAGCCAGGCCCCUCAGUUACCAGAUCGACGGGGUCAUGAUGACUGAUUUCCCUGUAGAGGAUAGAUGUGCUUUUACCUUGAAGCAGCCAGCAGAAAAGGUAGUCGCCUCCCCAGGGGGUACAACGGUUCUGAAGCAUGUAAUGAACAAGCCCACCCGGGCAGCUCGUGUGGUUCGCAGCAUAAGCAUUGGGCGUUUAUCCAAUGGAAAGUUUUCUUUCCCUAAGCGGAAAUCACAGGACCAAAAACAAGUGGAUAAACAACCGCCACAGACUUUGGAAAUUAAUAAAAACAGUGACAUCGGGUCUUCCUCUAAUGAGAAAACUCCGUCCCCUGAUAACAAAAGAGAUUUGCAGAGAAGGAUCUCCAGCCCCCCGACGACCCUGACAAAAGAAAGUGACCAGAUUGUUUUUAGCUCAGGUCCAGAAGACUUGCCUGCAAGGACAGCUCAUACACCAUCCAAUAAUAAUGACAUUGCAUUCCAGCAGGCACCUCAGUUUCUUGAAAACGUGGGGAAAACUUCAGCGACUUCCCCGGAUGAAAAAGUAGUACUCCAAAGACAGCUCUCAACUCCCUCACAGAGCUCAGACAAAACCCCAACGGUAAUAUUAAGCACCAACAGCCCUGCAGCCUUAAAGAUAGGAAUGCAACAGGUCAUACCCAAAGCACUGGCUUCAAACGUGAUCAAGAGCAACCAGAAUCUCUUGGACCCCAAUAAGAGAACUCAGCGUUCCCGCAGCACGGUCGAGACCAGCAGCAGCUCUUUUUUCCCUGUGGGAGAUGCUGAGCAGGAGACAGACUCAGAGUUAGACAGCCCUGGGACCCUGAAGCGAGGGCUGAGGACCACUUCCUACCGAAGAGCAGUUGUCAGCGGGAUCGACUUUGAAGGUGCUUCCCCUAAAGGGAAAAAGGAAAAGAGACUGUCGAAUCCCAUCCUGAGAUCUGUGGAGGAGGACAAGGAGAAAGGUUCCAGUUUGGGAAGGGGCAAAAAGACGGGAUUACCUGCGCAGGGAACUUUCGAUAGUGAAGAAGACGCGGUGCUGUAUCAAAACUAUAAGGAAAAAGCUCUGCAUAACGACUCCGAUGAGGAUGCUGAACCCAAGGAGCAAAAAUCUAACGAAAGGGUCGUUGUUCAAUACAAGCCAUUGCGAUCCACUUGGGGUCAGCUGUCUGUGGUCAGAAAGAGUGGAAUAUGUCAACAGUUAAGCCAGGAAGAGAGGAAGAGACAGGAGACCAUUUUUGAAGUGAUUUCAUCAGAGCACUCCUACCUGCACAGUCUCGAGAUUUUGAUUCGGUUGUUUAAGAACUCCAGUGAACUGAACGAAACGAUGACCAAAACUGAAAAUCAUCACCUCUUCUCCAACAUCGCCGAUGUCUAUGAGGCAAGCAAAAAGUUUUUUAAAGAGCUGGAGGACAGGCAUCAGGAGAACAUUGUCAUCGAUGAUGUCAGUGAUAUUGUUGAAAAGCAUGCCAUGUCAACCUUUGACCCCUAUGUGAAGUACUGCUCCAAUGAAGUUUACCAGCAGCGGACACUCCAGAAGCUUUUAACUAAAAACCCUUCCUUUAAGGAAGUCCUGUCUCGAAUCGAGAGCAACCCAGAUUGCAGGAACCUUCCUAUGAUCUCCUUCCUUAUUCUCCCCAUGCAGAGAGUCACUCGCCUGCCUCUUUUAAUGGAUACUAUCUGUCAGAAAACUCCAAAAGACUCACACAAGUAUGAACUCUGCAAAAGCGCAUUUAAGGCUGUCAGUAAGCUGGUCCGUCUGUGUAAUGAAGGAGCCAGGACAAUGGAGAGGACAGAAAUGAUGUACACUAUAAACUCCCAGCUGGAAUUCAAGAUCAAGCCAUUUCCUCUGGUGUCUUCCUCCCGCUGGAUGGUGAAGCGAGGGGAGCUCACUGCCUUCGUGGAAGAAAACGGGAUCUUCCUGAAGCGCACCUCAAGGCAGCAGGUCUACUUCUUCCUGUUUAACGACGUUCUCAUCGUUACUAGAAAGAAAAGUGAGGAAAGUUAUAACGUCAUUGACUAUGCAUUGAGAGACCAGCUUUCUGUGGGCCAGUGUGAGAUUGAGGAGCUCAGCCUAUCCCCUGUGAAGACGACGUCAGGGAUGCUGUACUCGCGACAAGGAUCGGCCAAUCACGUCUUCACACUGGCUUUCACUAGCAACCACUCGGGAGAGAAGGUGACGAUGAUUAUGGGAGCAGAGUUUCUUAAUGAGCGAGCUCGCUGGAUCACAGCGCUGGGAGAAAACAGCAGCGAUAAGCAGAGUAUAGACAGAACAACACUGACCCAGGUGGAGAUUACGAGAACGUACACUGCAAAACAGCCGGAUGAACUUUCACUUCAGGUUGCUGAUGUGGUGCUGGUUUACCAGAAAGUUAACGAUGGGUGGUAUGAAGGAGAACGUCUGAGAGAUGGAGAGAGAGGCUGGUUUCUUUCCGAAUGUGCAAUGGAGAUCACAUGCCAGGCAACGAUUGAGAAGAACAUGGAAAGAAUGGGCCGCCUGCUCGGACUUGAAACGAACGUUUAGGAUUUCUAAAGAAUAUUCCCCCGCCUGCCAACUUGAAUUCCUCGAACAGGACUCUUUCUUACCACUGCCUGUAAUAGAAGUAUGAUGGUUCACCUUGCGUUACUAAAAAUUUAAGGGCAUCCAGCAUCUCUCUGAUGCUGUAAUCAAAAUGUUAGUUUUUUUUCUAACAUUGCACUUCAGGGACUGCUCAUCUCUGAAAGACUUUGUAGCACUUUUUAUAGGUUUUUUUAUAGGUUUUAAAGGGGAUAAAAAAAAAAAAACACUGUAAAAUGCUAUUUUUUUAUGACCAACAGGAACUUUUAAGUAUGAAAUCAAUUUCUGUUUUGUGUGCAAAUAAAUGUAUGUUGUUUAAAAGCAUGUAUAUUUGUCGGUACAGGUACAUAUUGCUAUUGAAAUUGUAAGAAUGUAAUUAUGAUUCAUGGUAAGAUUGAAGAGUCAGGAAAAAUUCAGUAAAGAUGUAUUAUAAAUAUGGUGUAAAAAAUACUUUUGUAAUUUACACACCAGAAGGAUACCAUGUAAAAGUUCACUUUCCCCUGUCCACAAUCCCUUAUCAAAAUGCAUGAUGGAAAAUAAUACAUGACAAAAUGAACUAUGCCUUAAGAAUUUAAUUGCAUGUCUGCAGUGAUUGAAGCUGAUGAAGUUUUAAUAUUUUUUGUUUUCAUUUUACAACUCAGGGAAAUGUAUAGAAUGAUGAUUAGAUCAUGAAACUACUAACAUGUUUCCUUAAUGCUGAUAUUGUUUUUAGAAAUGUUUAAUAGAACAUUUGGGAUCCAUCAUGGAAUAUUUAAAUCUCUGAAAACUUGCCAGUAAAAUGCCUAUGAAAUACAGUAUCUGUAAGCAAAUGUUUCUGUUGCCUGAUUCACAAAUGAAUGGAUUCUAAUAGGGACCUGCAGAUUUACAAAUAACAAAUGUAAUUGCAAAGAACAAAGGGGUUAUUGCGGCUGUUUAAAGACUGUAGAUAAUAAUACAAAUGAAAGUAAAACAAAUAAUAAUAAUAAUUAAAAUUGCCAAGUACAAACUUUCUUUACAAAUA
Molecule: messenger RNA, 4178 nt
Organism: Acipenser ruthenus (sterlet)
Lineage: Eukaryota; Metazoa; Chordata; Actinopteri; Acipenseriformes; Acipenseridae
Product: rho guanine nucleotide exchange factor 26-like
Exons: 15
Coding region: 521-3145 (874 amino acids)
Biological process (GO): activation of GTPase activity
Molecular function (GO): guanyl-nucleotide exchange factor activity; protein binding
Source: RefSeq, a predicted model, not a curated record